This is a messenger RNA of Thyridium curvatum, 699 nucleotides long. RefSeq lists its product as uncharacterized. Gene Ontology annotation, molecular function: superoxide dismutase activity; metal ion binding. The transcript has 3 exons. Gene Ontology annotation, cellular component: mitochondrion. NCBI's taxonomy places the organism in Eukaryota, Fungi, Ascomycota, Sordariomycetes, Thyridiales, Thyridiaceae. The record is from RefSeq and is a predicted model, not a curated record. Bases 1 to 699 code for a protein of 232 amino acids. Gene Ontology annotation, biological process: superoxide metabolic process.
AUGGCCUCGACCCUCAUGCGAACCACUCCGGCCCUGCGGGGAGCCCUUCGAUCCCGCGCCAUGAAGCCCGCUGCUGCCAUGGCCAGCACCACCUUUGUCCGUGGCAAGGCCACCCUGCCCGACAUGCCCUACGACUAUGGCGCGCUCGAGCCUCACAUCUCCGGCCAGAUCAUGGAGCUGCACCACAGCAAGCACCACCAGACCUACGUCAAUGGCCUGAACAGCGCCCUCGACUCGAUCGCCGAGGCCGAGGGCAAGGGCGACUACACCAAGGCCGCCUCCCUGGCUCCUCUCCUCAACUUCCACGGCGGUGGUCACCUGAACCACUCCCUCUUCUGGGAGAACCUGGCCCCCGCCAGCCGUGACGGUGGCGGCGAGCCCGACGGUGCUCUCAAGAAAGCGAUCGACGCCGACUUUGGCAGCUUCGACACCUUCCGCAAGCAGAUGAACACCGCCCUCGCCGGCAUCCAGGGCAGCGGCUGGGCCUGGCUCGCCAAGGACAAGUCGGCCGGCAACCUGCAGCUCGUCACCCGCGCCAACCAGGACCCCGUCACCGGCAAUCUCGUCCCCCUGCUCGGCAUCGACGCCUGGGAGCACGCCUACUACCUGCAGUACCAGAACCGCAAGGCCGAGUACUUUGACGCCAUCUGGAACGUCGUCAACUGGAAGACCGUCGCCGAGCGCUUCGGCAAGGCUUAA